AUGAAGCCAUCUUCCACAAGCUCCGUCGAUGGCUUCUACAGCUUCCUGAGUCGUAGCAUAGACGAGCUCGAACGUGCUUACCUCUCCAACAACUUCUUGUCAAUCCAGUUCCUUCAAAGGGUUCUCUCCCUUCUUCGAUCUUUCCAUUCCCACCUACUCCUCCUCGUCCAAAAGCUCCACCUUCCCGUCGGCGAUAAGUGGCUCGAUGAGUACAUGGACGAGAGUUCCAAGCUUUGGGAAGCUUGCCAUGUCCUUAAGUUAGGUCUUUCGGGCCUCGAAAACUAUUACUCUGCGGCUUUUAACAUCGCUUCUUCUCUUGAAACUCAUCCCCAUCUCAGCCCACAACUCACCAGACAGGUCAUUAGACCAGCCCCUUAUUGGGUUUUUAAUGGGUAG
This is a messenger RNA of Hibiscus syriacus, 396 nucleotides long. RefSeq lists its product as uncharacterized. Bases 1 to 396 code for a protein of 131 amino acids. The record is from RefSeq and is a predicted model, not a curated record. The transcript has a single exon. Lineage: Eukaryota; Viridiplantae; Streptophyta; Magnoliopsida; Malvales; Malvaceae.